AUGGUAACAAGCGCCAGCGACACCAUCUGUGCCGCACUCGACCAUGGCGGGGGUGUUCGCUUCGGUCCCCAAACUUUUGCCAUCUACUCCUGCGCCCCGCUGCCGCCGAGUAUCAAGCAGAUCAGGCGUAAUGCCACUCUCCACGCCCAGAUGAGCAGACUCGCAGCAAGGAUCUUAAAGACGCUACCCGUCUACGUGGAUCUGCAAGAUACCGAUGUGGCCGAGCUGGCCUCCCUGCCGGUGCCGGUAUCAGUGCCCCGCGACCAACCGAUGCCCCCGAUCAGGGCCAACGCAAUCAACCCUAACUAUCUUCCCUGGUUUCUGAUCAAUGCGGCGACAUUCAAGAAACAUUGUGUGGUUGGACGAAACUCGGCGGUGGAGUCGUUUCUGAUCAUCCUGCAGCGGCCCUGGUGUGUCCUUGAGAUCUGCUGUUGCAUCGAAGCUCAGACUAUCGGCGCGGUGCUAGUGCUCGCUAAGUUGGCUGCUCAGAUUGACCCCAACUCGUACGAAGCCGCAGUGCAACUGUUGUCUCAUGAAUUCCGGGUGAGGAUAGAGCCGUUGAGGAAUUCAGCUAAUAUCCUCACCUCUGGCGGCACCGAAAACAUGCUAUAUACAUCGCAAUGCUCGGAGAAGGCAAUAUGCGACAUAUAUGCAGCCGCGACUCUUGUCAGCUCGUAUAAUUCGUUCUGGCUGCCGUUGGUAUGCUGCUGCGCUAUUGACCUACAUCUGUCUUUUUCUCAUGUCGUGAGGAGGAUCCGUGAUGAUGCUGGAGGGUUGAAUGGCGGAAUGAACUGGAUUGAGUUGCAUGGAUGUCUUGUUAGGAGAAUUGGGGAUUGGAUCUAACUAUAUGCCGCUCGUUCUAUGAUGGUCAUGAAGCCACAAUAUUCGCCAAUGGACCAUAUCCCUAUACAACUGUAGAAAGAAGUCACUAGAAUAGAGAAACUGUCUUUCUGCCUUUCUGCACCCCUUGGCAUUCUCUUUCCGUCAGCUGCCUUACCUCUCC
This is a messenger RNA of Aspergillus nidulans FGSC A4, 1003 nucleotides long. RefSeq lists its product as uncharacterized. The coding region runs from base 1 to 843 and encodes 280 amino acids. NCBI's taxonomy places the organism in Eukaryota, Fungi, Ascomycota, Eurotiomycetes, Eurotiales, Aspergillaceae. The transcript has a single exon. The record is from RefSeq and is a predicted model, not a curated record.